Acanthopagrus latus (yellowfin seabream) is the source of this 7100-nucleotide messenger RNA. RefSeq names its product CAP-GLY domain containing linker protein 2 (gene clip2). Bases 1657 to 4650 code for a protein of 997 amino acids. Gene Ontology annotation, cellular component: cytoplasm; nucleus; microtubule plus-end. The record is from RefSeq and is a predicted model, not a curated record. Gene Ontology annotation, molecular function: microtubule plus-end binding. Gene Ontology annotation, biological process: cytoplasmic microtubule organization. NCBI's taxonomy places the organism in Eukaryota, Metazoa, Chordata, Actinopteri, Spariformes, Sparidae. The transcript is spliced from 18 exons.
AAAUUUAAAACAUACUACUGCAUGAAUACUUCUGAUACUUACAUACAUUUAAUAUCAGAUACUGUACACAUGUACACACUUUGAGGCCACAAAGACAACGACACUGACACUAACUGAUGACGUCAGCUCAGACAGGAGGAGGUGUUGUUCUGAGACAGAUGACGUCACACAUCAGGUGAGUGUUUGCGGUGCGUCCUGCAGCAGUAGAGGUCUCUAGUUCGCGGUACAGCUGUCAAACCGGGACACGCCCAGAAGCACACACGCUGACCAAUCACAGCGCUCCCCGGUGUCGACUUUUGGCUCCACUGACCAAUCAGAACGUUUAAAAAGCAGCCGGAACAGCAGAGAGGAUCCAUAUGAACGGGUCUGGCUGACUCCGCCCACAUUAUGAGAGAAAUAUGAGAAUGAAGCUCCCACGCGGGUCUGUGGGUUCACGCGCUGACCGUGACCACUGAGUAUAAACUGCAGACUGCCCCUUUAAUUGUGUCGGAAAUAUACAGUAUGAUUGACAGCUCAGGUUCGGGCCGAAGCGAGCCGAAUCUAACAAGGGGUCGGGUUCGGAGAAUAUUAAACCAGACUUCAUUUGGAAUCUUCUAUAUUUAAUGUUUCCUUACUUAUUGGCGAAAGUACUUCGUAGUUUUACGUAAUUUAAGAUUUUAUUAUGAAAGACCAUAAAGCCCUUCUCAGUUCGGCGUAUGUAUAAUACUUAAACACAGUGUAUUUGUGAAGUUCUUUGCAUUUUAUAGUCAGGACACCAGAUGUUUUCUAGGUGAAGAUACAUUGUUGAAGGCGUUGGUGAAACACAGGGACCCGCCUCAUUAAUCGGGCUUGUUAUUGAUAAAAACAUUUUUUUGUCGAGUUUAUUGAAGCCGAAUCAAAAAGACGCACCACUGUUAGUAAAUGGCACUGAGUCAUGAUUUCUGAGUCACGUAUUUUGACUGAAGAGCAGCGACCAGUGUAAAUUCCCAUGCUUUUAAAAGGAGACCGUCACGUCGAUGAGCCAGACUGUAGCUGCCUCUCAUCAUACCCCCAGGAGGCUCUGCUUCCCAGCCCCUUUGUUCAGUCUCGCCGGUGGGUUGAGUCAGAGGGAGGCUGUGCUAACCCAGCAGACCCACACCACACUGAGGACACCGACACCAGCGAGGAGAGGCCCGGCAAAACAGCUGACGAGUCCGAACCGACCCUGCUCAAUCAGAACCACACACAGAAAAGUUGCUUUUCACUGCUGCUGAUGCUGCGGUUCGUCUCGGAAACCCGUCCGGACGUGCGCGUGCCAGAGUUCGGCUGCUAAAACAUCGAUCCGUGUCGACGGUGUCGGCCGCCUGGUAGCCCGUGUAGCUGUGAUCCUGAACACCGAGGCUAGCUGCUAACAGCACCGGUCCGGUCCAUCCUCCGGUGAUCCACGCUGACUCUCCUCUCGCUGCUGCUCAGCAUCCAUAUUUGCAUCCCAGGGAGUGGCAGCCGCGGAUCCGUCUGCUGGGAGGGAGGCAGAAAGUUGUCCGGCCGGCGGACAGACCCCCUCGGACGCUCUCAUUUCACACAGAAAGCUCGACAUGGAGAGCGACAGCCGCCACUCCCACAUCUAGUGCCUGAUCCAGAAGCCUUGGUCACCGGGGAGGAGCUCUCAGGUCGCCGCCGUCUCCCUGCUACUGUAGAAUGAACAUGCUGAAGUCCAGUGGACUGAAGAUCCCUGGCCGGGGGCCCAAACAUUCCAGCCCAGUGGGAAGGAGCUCCGCGGGGGGAACGUCCAGCCCAGUCGCCCCUAAAGACAACGUCCCGCUGAAGCCCACCACUCCAACUAAAAUCUCUGAAGAGGGCGACGAUGUUCUGGGGGACUACACAGUCGGAGAACACGUCUGGGUCAACGGCGUCAAACCAGGAGUUAUCGCCUACCUGGGGGAGACCCAGUUCGCCCCGGGACAGUGGGCUGGCGUGAUUCUGAACGACCUAGUUGGCAAAAACGAUGGGUCGGUGGGCGGAGUGCGCUACUUUGAGUGCCAGCCCCUGCAGGGCAUCUUCACGAGACCCUCGAAGCUCACCCGACAGCCGGUCGGAGAGGGAAGCGACAGCCACUCCACUGACUCAGUCUCAGUUCAGAAUCAGAACCAGCAGGGCGGCGCCCCCUCUGGCCAGAGGGUGGUGGUGACACUCAGAGAGGGCCUGCUCAACAGCGCCGGGAAAACAGGAAACGAGUCGGGGUCCAACAUGUCCGACAGCGGCUCGGUUAAGAAAGGAGGGGACAAGGAUCUAAGAGUCGGAGAUCGAGUUCUGGUCGGGGGCUCUAAGAUGGGAGUCAUUCGCUACAUGGGGGAGACGGACUUCGCUAAGGGUGAGUGGUGUGGGGUCGAGCUGGACGAGCCUCUGGGGAAGAACGACGGAGCAGUGGCUGGUACAAGAUACUUCCAGUGUCUUCCCAAGUUCGGUCUGUUCGCUCCGAUCCACAAGGUGAUCCGGAUCGGCUUCCCGUCCACGAGCCCGGCCAAGGCCAAGAAGAGCAAGCGGGUGGCGAUGGGCGUGUCGUCUCUGGCCCACAGCCCCAGCAGCUCCUCCAUCAGUUCAGUCAGCUCGGUGGCCUCCUCCGUGAGCGGACGACCGAGCCGAGCUGGACUGCUGACGGAGACGUCGUCACGUUACGCCCGUAAGAUCUCGGGCACCACGGCGCUGCAGGAGGCCCUGAAGGAGAAGCAGCAGCACAUCGAGCAGCUGCUGGCGGAGAGAGACCUGGAGCGAGCCGAGAUGGCCAAGGCCACGAGCCACAUCAGUGAUGUGGAGAAGGAGCUGAACGCCGUGAAGUCGCAGCACGUCCAGUACGUGACGGAGAAUGAAGGAACCCUCCAGCAGGUGAAGGCCAUGUUGGCCAGCACGCAGAAGGACAAACUGGAACUGGCCAAUCAGCUGGAAGAAGAGAAGAGGAAGGUGGAGGACCUCCAGUUCAGGGUGGAGGAGGAGAGCAUCACUAAAGGAGACCUGGAGGGGCGAUGCACUCAUGGCGCAGUAUCCUUGAGGUUGGGUAAGAGAACCAAGCAAACCACGGUUGAGGAGCAGAGUCGCAUCAUGCAGCUGGAGACGGAGCUCAGCCUCCGGAGGGCCGAGGUGGAGAAGCUCCAGGCUCAGCUGAGAGGAUCUGACGCCGGCUCGCAGCAGGACGUCUACAGCGAGGCCGCGGCGGGGUCCGACACCAAGCCAGAGACCCUGUUGAAGGAGGGCGGCGAGCUCAAAGAGAACCAGCAGGAGGUGGAGUCACUGAAGGCGCUGCUGGAUAAUAAGAACCAGGAGAUCAGUGACAUGAAGCAGAAGCUCCAACAGGCCGCGAAGGAGAACAUGGAGAUGAUGGACAGCUGGAAGGCGAAGUUUGACACUUUAGUCAGCGACCACCAGCGCUCCCUGGAGGAGCUGAAGGCCUCACUGAGCGGUGAUCACUCAGAUCCAGCAGGACAGGAGCAGGACCCCCAGGAGCUGAGAGCCACUCUGGAGGGCCUGAAGAUGGAGCACCAGCUGGAGAUGGAGAACCUGAAGGCCAAACACAAGAUCGAAGCCGCCAUUCUGACCAAGGAGCGCGAGGACCUGUGCUCCCGCCUGCAGGAGGUGAAAGAGCAGCUGGCCGACGGGAACCAGGCGUGGAGGACCAAGGUGGAGGCCAAGAGCAGCAAGCAGGCCCUGGAGGAGGCGACGGAGAAGCUCCAGAAGGCGGAGCGGAGGCUGGUGGAGAUGGAGAAGCUGCAGGUGGAGCAGGAGAAAGGCACAGGAGAGCUGAGAGAGAGACUGGAGCUGUCGGAGAAGAAGAUGACGGACUACCAGGCGCUGCAGAAGGCUCAGGCCGAGAGCCAGGAGGAGAUCCAGAAGCUGGAGGAGAAGCUGAGGGUGACGGCCAACCAGCUGCAGGCCAUCCAGGCCGACCGCUACACGUCCCACGAUGCUAACGUGAUAGAAGAUAACGAGAUUUCAGAGGAGAAGAUGAAGCUGAAGCAGAACAUCGAAGAAACGAUGGAGAAGUUGUUGAAAAGAGAGAAAGAGGUCUCGACUCUCACGUCGCAGGUCGAAGCCCUCAAAUCCCAGACGGCAGCCCUGGAGACCAAAGUUCGCUCCGGGGAGAAGAAAGUCGACGCUCUGGCCAAGGAGAAGCUGCGUGUGGAGGCCGAGCUGGAGGCCAUGACCAAGAAGUCCCAUGAUGCCUCAGGGCAGCUGGUCCACAUCAGCCAGGAGCUGCUGAAGAAAGAGAGGAGUCUGAAUGAGCUGAGAGUGUUACUGCUGGAGUCCCACCGCCACUCUCGGGACAUGGAGAAGGAUCUGACCCGGGAGGUGCACAAGGCCGAGUGGAAGGUGAAGGAGCAGAAGCUGCAGGAGGACAUCAAGACGCUGCGCGAGAAGCUGCUGCUGCUGGGUCGAGAGCGUUCCUCACCCGACCACCGGCGGUACUCCAUGCUGGACCCCUCGGCUCUGGACUCGGAGGUGAGCCGCCUCCGCCAGCGACUGCUGAACACCGAGGACGCCCUGAGGAAUGCCUUGGAGCACAACCAGCAGGUCGACCAGCUGGUCCAGGCCAUGCGCCGGCAUCCAGAGAAAAGCCCGGCUCAUGGUGCAAAUUCAUCCAAUGGGAUCCACCACCAGGAGUCAGACAUUCCUCCAGAUGUUGGAACAACACUGAUAUGAGCAGAAGAGAUUAGACUGGACUGGACGUGCAGAGCUCCACCUUCUCCCGAUCCUGCGACGGACGCCUGAGGAACAUUUCAGUUUACAGUUAAAACCAAAACAGUGAAUCUCUAUCUCCAGUGAAUUUAUGUGUUUGUUGCAGAAAGCACCUAUUAGCCAAUCAUGAAGACCGCUUAAAGUACUAUAAGAUGUAAACAGGAAACACGGACGUGAAGAGAUAUUAUCGGUACAGAGAACAAACAGGCGGCAACUUCUGAAGCUUUACUCUAGUUAGAAAGUUUGAAUCUUCAAGUUGCCGAGAACUCUGCGACAAUUCAGAACUUUGAUCCGGCUGACGGACAUGAAGAAGUGAAGAACUGGGUCUCAGUCGCUUUCUUUGUUUUAUUUAUUACCUUUACUUUGCUCCCCAGCUUUGUAAUAAUCCUCCGUGGCUGAGCUGUCCUGGCCAGUGAGACUCCGACUCUUUCUGUUACUAGCUCGGCUCGUUUGUCACCUCGAUUGAUACCUGAAGAGAGGAUUGUUCUAAACCGCAGCAUCAUCUCCACUGAGUCUGUUCUGAACUCUGAAGUUUAACUCCAGCAGCUACACACAAACAUUUCUGCUCAAACUUUACUGAAGGACUAACGUUUAGAGGUCAGGCGUGUCGUCAUCGAGUCAGAUAACUCACAUCCUCUUAAAUAAAGGACUGAAUCCAGCGAGGGGAAAACUUCAGUCACAGAGAGGUUCACAUCUCUGAGGCCCGGUCCAAACACACACCAGUAGAAAUAUCCUCCGUCCACACACCUGAAGACUCAGAUCACAUGACCGUUCAGGUGAUCUGGGAAUGUGAGUCAGUGUAUACAGGAAGCAGAUUAUAAACUCUGGUUGGUUGUAUUUACUGGUUACGUACUGUAGUUUGUUUUAUCAGUGUCAGGUAUCAGCACCGGUACCGAGGAGACGGGCCGACGUCCAUUUGUGUCUCUAAUAUAGAGAAUAUAACUCAAAUACUCCACAGCAUCAUAAGUCACAUCCCAGUGAUGCUUUGUACACUGAUGAGACCUGAUCAGGAAGUGAACAUGUCCACGUCUGUUAACGUUUCAAGGAAUACACAACGAGACUUAUUUCAGAGGAUGUGAGUCUCUGUGUUGUUUGACUCUUCAGUCCUUUUUAAUCUUUUUAAUCGUUUGUCGCCUGAAUCCAUGAGCUCCAGAAAGUCCUGAACCUUGUCUCUGAAGUCUCUCUUCCACCACAACACAACAAAAUACUCUUUUCUGUUCCAAAUCUCACGUAGAGUCGCGGAUCAUACUGAAAAACAACCAUCAUUUUCUGCCUUUUUCGUCUAUAAAGCAGCCUGUGAAGCACUCAGCUCUGUCCGUCUGACUCUCAUCACCAUCAGGCUCGAGCACUCCUGAAGUAUCCUCAGUGAUAAUAAAGAUCACUCUGAUCAUUUCAGGGUUAUGUUCUGGACUUUAUGCACAAAAGGAAGCCUCAGUAAAAAGAUGGAGGUGGAUUCACAGCACAGAGCCGAGUGUUUUCUCCCGCAGGCGUCCUUUGACUUCAUUAUCACUCUUAUAUAACGGCUGGUUAUCAAAAACAGGGUUCGGUUUUUGUUUGUUGAGUUUAUUUAGUUCAACACUCACUGCUCCUCUGAUUACUCACUGUGUAGCAUCAGCAAAACUAUCAUCAUGUCUGUUCUUUCUUCACAGAGAACAAGACAAAAGAAGUGAAUUGUGCAGGAAGAAUCUGACCUCGGUGUUCGUAAUGAGCAAAGACAAACAACCACAGGAUCAAAAAUCAAGAGUUAAACAGGUGAAACAUGAAAUAUAGAAUGAGGCGUGAACACAAACCAACACUUCAGCUCAGUUACACAACAACAGCGCACCUGAAUGUUUGGAUCAGCACAUGGUUUCAUCAGUCCUCUCUUCAGGUGUCGGCUAAUGUGACCAGCCUCCUGAGAAAGUAGUCCCUGUAGACACUGCACAUCCUUCCAGGCCUGAUAUUAAUGAGCCUGGAGGUCUGAGGUCUGUUUGUAUGAUGAACUUAGUGACUUAUGUUAAUCUCUGUGUGACCCAGCACACCUCUCACUGUCUCUUUUAUUUAACUCGUACAGACUCCAUCCACACACGCUAGUAUUAAUUCAUUCCAUGUGGUGCGACACAGCGGCCCGAUCUGACCCGUUGUUGAGUUCUGAAGGGCGGCCACAGGAGCUACAACCCAAACCCGGAUGUAAGAUGUUCGAUUUCAUUUGAGAACAUGUAUAGAAUUUAUACUGUCGGUCUUCCAGUUAUUGUUUGAUCCAUCUGUCGGCCGUGUGCAGUUCUGAGUCACUGUUGCUUUACAGGAGAGACGUGACCCGGAUACAUUUCACAUCGGAUCUCUUGUACAUGGACUUUUGAGCUGGAGGGCUCAGAACCCUUUGGAUUAUUGCUGCAAUGGUUUUGGAGAUUGAGUCAUUAAAUAUUAACAAUGUG